Messenger RNA from Medioppia subpectinata, 424 nucleotides. The record is from the annotation of a GenBank genome assembly. Lineage: Eukaryota; Metazoa; Arthropoda; Arachnida; Sarcoptiformes; Oppiidae.
CAUCCAAGUCUUGUCUAUAUCAAUAAUACAUUAAAGUAAUGAUAAAAUGUUUGAUAUAUUAUUUGAGGCUCGAGUUCAGGCAUCGGUGCAGCCAUUGCUAUACAUUUGUCGGCUUUGGGCGCACAAGUGGUGAUCACCGGCAGAAACGCCGAGAGAUUAAAAGCCAUUGCCGUUCAAUGCGACCAGAAAUCAGCGCAAGGUUUAAAAGCGCUUCAAGUGAUCGCCGAUUUGGACGACGAGAAUGACUGCAAACGACUGAUCGACACGACUAUUGAAAGUUUCACCAAGAUCGAUGUACUCGUUAAUAAUGCGGCAGAGUUUAAUCGCAAUAGUAAUAUACAAAACGAUGAUGCUAUACACAUGUUUGACAAGACAAUGCGAACUAAUUUGCGAAACACGUUUGUCUUAACACACUUUGCAGGUC